CAAAUAAAAUAAAUAAUUCACCAUGAAUCGUCGUUGCCUGCACUGGAGCUAUUUAAAUUACAAAGAAAUCCCCAUGGAUUUAUAUUCAUACGAAGAUUUGGAAGAAGUCUAUCUGAAAGAGAAUUACAUUGCCGCCAUACCCAAGUGGUUUUUAAAUUUAACAAAUCUCAAAUUUAUCCAUUUGGCCGGCAACAAUCUCACCCAACUACCCGAAGAGCUGUAUCUCUUGGAAAAUCUCGAAUUUUUAGAUGUCUCCAAUAAUCAGCUGCAGCAUCUACCCUCAUCCAUUGGCUAUAUGCUGAAUUUGUUGCAUUUGAAUGUCAGCUCAAAUGAAUUGACAGAUUUGCCAAAAACUCUCACCUAUAUGAAACGUUUGGAAUCCCUUAACAUUUCGAAAAAUAAACUAAAACGUAUACCUCAAUUUAUAUGUGAAUGUUCCCGCCUCAAUGAAUUGAAUCUCAGUGAAAAUACCGAAAUAUGGCACAUUCCAGAAAGGGUUGCCAAUAUGCCGUCGCUACAAAUGCUGUCAGCUGAUAAAUGCUCCUUAAUCUACCUACCAGUGGCUUUGGCCAAAUUCCUCGAUUACUUAAGGAUAUUUAAUAAUUCUGCCAUAACGCACAUACCAAUAAUCUAUGAGAAAUUCUAUCAGAACUAUUUUGAGACUCCCACAAAAUCUCCACAUAUUCCCGUCACCCACAGUGAUUUCUUUUGGGUCGUCGAAAAGGAGACUUUCAAAAAAUUACUUCUGCCAAUAGGUACCAAAGAAAUCUUUCCCGUGCCCUCAAAAGAAAAUCAAGUCACCCUGUAUGAUGAUUGUUUGAAAACAUUGGAGAAUUUAAAUCGUCUCAUGCCAUUUUAUGAAAAUCCUGCAUUAAAAUAUAUGCUCCCCGAGAAAUGUAUGGUCAAUCAUAUACGUAAUGGACCCACGGGACGUUGUACUGUGUUUAAAUGUUCAAAUCCGCUAUUUACCACUUAUUAUUUUAUGGUGGUAAAGAGACGUGGCAGCACCUCUCGCCAGAUAUUUACCUGCUAUUUUUGCACCAUGUACUGCGCUAAUGUUUGGCUCAAUGAAAACAAUAAGAAAUAUUAUUGUAUCGAUUGGGAGAUAUAUGAAGAGCCAAUGGAGUAA
Molecule: messenger RNA, 1129 nt
Organism: Musca vetustissima
Lineage: Eukaryota; Metazoa; Arthropoda; Insecta; Diptera; Muscidae
Product: protein lap1-like
Exons: 5
Coding region: 23-1129 (368 amino acids)
Cellular component (GO): plasma membrane
Molecular function (GO): protein binding
Source: RefSeq, a predicted model, not a curated record